Molecule: messenger RNA, 6750 nt
Organism: Hypanus sabinus (Atlantic stingray)
Lineage: Eukaryota; Metazoa; Chordata; Chondrichthyes; Myliobatiformes; Dasyatidae
Gene: atxn1a
Product: ataxin 1a
Exons: 8
Coding region: 822-3161 (779 amino acids)
Biological process (GO): nervous system development; negative regulation of transcription by RNA polymerase II
Cellular component (GO): nucleus
Molecular function (GO): protein binding; RNA binding
Source: RefSeq, a predicted model, not a curated record
GAGAGAGAGAGAGAGAGAGAGAGCGCGAGCGCGCCAGCGGAGACAGCAAGAGAGCUAGCUGUCUGCAAGACAGACAUUACUACACAAUUGUACAAGCUUCGCUUCCUUUGCCGAGAAGCGCCACCUUCUAAAAGCAUCACCGCCUUUUAUUUCAAUGCAGUGACAAAUAAAGCUAAUUUGAUUCAAUCUAAGCCCGUUCCACCAAAGGAUUGGGUCUGCAACCAGCUGUUCAAGUGACUGCCCCGAACUGUCAGAAUCAUCACAUCCUAGCUGAACCUCUCUGUUGAACAAAUUCUUCAAAGGCUUGGUGUCCUUAGGCUGCCAUCAUUGAGAACUUAUCUGCUGAUAUCGGAAUCUCGUAGCCACCAAAUUUAAAGAGAAAUUGACAACUUUGGAACUGAUGUAGAAAUCAAAUCCUGUUGCAAGAAACCAGGACAAGAAAUUUCUCGCAAGAACUUUUGACAUUAAGUGAAUAGUUUUAUGGAUUGCCGGCGACAACCUGUCUCGUUUUCCAAGCAACACAGUCUCCAAGUGUGCGGCAAGUCCGGCGAACAGCGGCUGAUGUCUACCUUUUGUGCUUAAGACACACAUUGAAGGUCUGUGAGCUAAUGGACACACCUGAGAUUUCUGUCUUGAUGGAUGCGAACAGAAGAGUUGCAUUUCAUGUGAUUCCACAGCAGCUGUGAAAAUCCUGGCUGGAGGAAAUGAUGCCUCAUGUAGUUCUUGGAUCUUUUUGGAGCAAACUGCCAGAAAACAAAUGCAACAUACAAUUUAUCAAACUAGAAUUAAAGCAUAACAGACACUAAGUAAGUCUUUCAAAGAUGAAAUCGAACCAGGAACGCAGCAAUGAAUGUUUACCGCCCAAGAAACGUGAGUUUCCUGUCAGCAGCCUGCCCUUGGCAGAGAAGGCAGUUGCAGCAGCUACUGCAAGUGAGAGCAGUCGCAGUGAAAACUUGGCAUGGCUUGCCAAUGUAGCUAGCAGCCAAAGAAGUGUGGGCGUGAAGUAUGGACAUGCCAAAGUAGCAGGAGAAACCUCAGUGGAAACUGGCUUACCACUGUAUAAAUCACUACCAACUGCAGUGGACUAUUCAUCGCCUGGGAAUGUUAGACCAGCUCCAGGGGUAACACAACUUCGAGCUGUUUAUUCAUCUUCAGCAUUAGCUCAGCCAGGGUCGUCUUCGUCACCUGUGGAAUAUGCUCAUCUGCAGCCCGCUGCUACUUUCCAGUUUGUUGGGCCACCUUUUAGUACACCAUAUGUAGGAUCUCCUCCAUUUGUCCCCUCCCAGUUGAUCUCCCCAACAGCUUCAAAUGCUUCUGUUGCUUCAACUCAGUAUUCCCAACUAGAACCUUACUCUACAAUUUUUGCCAGUAUGGGCAGCCCAUCCCAGCACAAGGUGGAACAUCAGAUUGUCAGGCCACGCAGAGAGAUUCCAGGAUCACCUUCCCCCUCGGUGCAAAACCAGUAUGUGCAAAUUUCAAGUUCGUCUCCCAAUGUGACAAGGCCCCACUCCCCUACUACAGUCCCCUUGCAUUUGCACUCUCACCCAUCAGUGAUUCCACACACUCUGACAGUCAGUACACCGUCACCAAUGGUUCUCCAGUACUCAGACGCCGGAUACCCUGUUGGAUCAAGGGAAACCAUCAGGAAGGUUGAUGACAUCAGACCGCAUUUGGUUCCAAGAAGGGAAGUAUUAAAUGGUGAAAUUGAGAAAAGUAGGAGAUAUGCUCUUUCACCCAGCACGGAAUUGAACCUGGAAAAGUCAGGAGCCAAACCGGUUUCUCGGCACUAUGAAAUAAGGCAUGGGACCCAUGUGGUUGUUCACCCAAGCCCUGCUGACUACACUGCACAAGAAAAUUUGGGCUCUAGAGCUUCAGUAAUGAUUAUACCCAACAGUCACACACCAACUACAGAUUUGGAGGUCCAACAGGCCAUAGACAGCGACAAUUCUCCUUUGGCAUUGUAUGACAAAGCCAACUUAAAUCAUGGAAAGGCAACUUUUUCUCCACAGUCUGUCAUCCAAACCACCCAUACUCCCACUGACCAUCUUUCUAUAGGACUACCUGCUAGUGCCGUUUAUCCUGGUUCUCAACAGCCUCUUAUUGGUUACAUAAGCAGUCAACAGCAAGCACUAAGUUACCAUGGGAACCUGCAGCAGCAUGUAGUAAUUCCAGGCACCCACCCACUUCUUAUUCCUGUAUGCAGUACAGCAGUUGAAGCUUCAGGGGUGACCUCUACAAUAGUGACAACAUCUCCUCAGUUUGCUGCAGUGCCUCAUCCAUUUGUCAGCACAGCUAGUCCCAAGAGUGAGAACUAUCAUCCUCAAUCACUUACUACACAGCCAACUUACCACACAACUGUUGUGCAGGCUCAAGUGCAUCUGCCAGUAGUACAGUCAGUGAGUUCUCCAGUCGCAGCUUCUAAUCAACUGCCUCCCUACUUCAUGAAAGGAUCAAUCAUACAGUUAGCUAAUGGAGAGCUAAAAAGAGUUGAAGAUUUAAAAACAGAGGACUUCAUACAAAGUGCUGAAAUCAGCAGUGAUCUGAAGAUUGACUCUAGCACUGUGGAGCGUGUUGAAGGCAGUCACAUCUCCAGUUUUGCUGUUCUGCAGUUUGCAGUUGGAGAACACAGAACACAGGUCAGUGUUGAAGUUCUGGUGGAACAUCCUUUUUUUGUUUUUGGAAAAGGCUGGUCAUCAUGUUGUCCGGAGAGAACCUCCCAACUAUUUGGCUUGCCAUGUUCGAAACUUUCUGUUGGCGAUGUUUGCAUAUCUCUCACACUGAAAAAUCUGAAAAAUGGCUCUAUAAAUAAAGGACAGGCUAUUGACACGACUGGUGCUUUGUUGAAGCACCCGAAGAAUUAUAGUAUAACUGGGAGCAGGUCCCGAUACUUGGAGCGGGAGAACGGGAUUGUUCAGGGAAAUGUACCUGUUGUUUCAGAGAAUGGCAAAUUGUUAUCUGAAACCAUUACAGUACAAUCUGCAAAGUCUUGGCUCAACAAAACAGAGGUUGGAAGGCCUUCAACAAGAAAAAGAAGGUGGUCUGCUCCUGAAACACGAAAAGUAGAGAAGACUGAAGAGCAGCCAUUGAAUCUUCCCAAGCCUUCCUUCAUUCCUCAGGAGGUUAAGAUUUGCAUUGAAGGACGGUCCAACAUAGGCAAGUGAAGGCACUUUGGGGAGUGACAGUAGCUCAAAAUUGUUAAAUCUAUAAUACUGUACUGUAGACUUAAAGCUAGAAAAACCCCCAGUAUUUACAUGUUAUCUGCUUGUUAUUUUAGGUUUUUGUUAAUAACAUGUUGUAAUAAUUUUGAAUGGUGUUACGGAGGAGACUGGUAACUGUUCUUUCCACCUAGCUUUGACUGUUCACUGUUUAUUGAAUGCCCUUAUAAAAAUUCUCACCUGGAUUAUUCCUGUCAUGAUUAGAAUCCAUUAUAGUCUUCUCUGGUACUGUUUUUUUAAAAAAUUUGGUUCAUAUUUAGUGACAGUUGGUGCCACUUCCUUUGUCCCCCAUGCUUAUUUGUACAUUGUGCAACAUAACAAUGUGGCAGGAUGGUCUUUGGGCACUUGCAAUUCAGUGAUAUUUAUUUACUGGGUAUCUUAGUCUGGAUGCUCAACAUCAUACCAAAUUGACAAGUUUAGUGUUAUCUGUAAACACUGUCAUCCACUUAAACUAGAUACUGAACUUUAAAAGAAAAGGAAAUGAAAAAUAAUGUAAGUUUUAGAAGACAUGAGUCUAGAACCAAUUGUAGAUUCAAGUUGUUUGGAAGAAUGAGAAUCGAUGAUUCUUGUAUGAAUGAGUAAAUAUGGUAGUUCCUUGAAGACUGCUUUAUCAGAACGCACUUUUUAAAUGUAAUGCUUAAUAAAGAGAGAGAUGGGGAAUCCCAGUAAGUUGAAACAAAAACUUGAAGAGAAAUCUAAGAGUUAUCCAGUGUUUAACUGUUGUACUUUUAAAGCAUUUGGCAAUUUGCACACCUUGAGAGUCAACAAUCAUCCAGUGAGUCUGUCAGUUGUGUUUUGCUCUCUACCUUUUUGAAAAGGGGAAACUUAAAAAAAAGAGAUGUAGCGAAUAUUGUUUGGCCUGCCUUAGCAUUGGGACCUUCCCACAGUGUUGUUUUUUUGGGAAACUGUGUUGAAUGAUUGACGCAGAAGUAUGUCAUAUCUAUUAAUCUCUCUAGGACAGUUUGAAAGGAUAUAUAUUUCCAAUAAUUUCCCUUUUAAAAGAUAUCAGGCUGUUUCAAAAAUUAAAAAUAGUUUCCAUUUGUGUCAUAAAAUAGGUUUCUGAUUGAUUUACAUUUUACACAUAAAUAUCAGUGCAUACCAGUGAUAUCAACAGUUUGAAAAAAUUGUACAGGGUUUUAAUCAUUCAAAUCUUUGUUCUUGGCCACCUUCAAAUAAUUCUUAGAUAAUUUUAGAGAGUGCAAUGCUUUUUGAAGCCCAUAACACAAUAACACUCAAACUUUCAUUUAUCAGUAUUUAAAAUGAACAAAGCCUCCUUUAAUCUUGUUGCAUAAUAGCUAUCAAAUAAAACUAAAACCUUAGAAUUGAGGGAGGGUUUAGGGGGGCGGUAACUUUUUAAAUUAGUGCAAACAACUCAGUCUAGCUUGCAUUGAAAAAUAAUUUCUUAACUUGCCUCUUUUAAGAAUGUAUCCAAAACUAUUCCAACAUCCUAUGGAAAUGAAUGGGUAUAGGAUUGGAGAGGCUAAAAGGCUUAAGUAUUGUUGAAGUUCACAAUAAUUAAAACUCUUAACAGCGCACCAAAAUAGCUGAACAGGUUUUCACGUAUUGCACAUUGACAUUACUUGGUUAGUGCUGAGUUCCUAAUGAUAAAGUGGGAUUUAUUUUCAAUAAAUACAUCCGCCCUUCCAUUAACUUGCUCAGGGCAGUCACAUUCAUAUUCUUUUAUUUUUCUUAAUGCUAGAUAGCAAGAAGAAAUUGAAGUGGAAUGCAGAGAUAUGAGAUUUUUAGCUAAAUGGAUCAGUAUAGCUAUUACAGUCAGGUGAUUUUUAUUAAAGAAAUCUCCUAGCAUUGAAGCAGGGACUCAUUUAACUGACUGAAUCUUCUGAAGAAACACUACAGGAAAUAGUCAGGCACAAUACAAACGAUUCAGUUAUUUGUUUCUGUUCAUUUAUAAGUACGAAUUCCAGUUCUAGAAUCUUGAUCCACCCACAUAUUACUCCAAAAUUGUUUGCUUGUUUAGUAUGUGCAAUAACUAUUUGUUCAAAGAGCCAGGUUUAAAAUGAUAGGUCACAUCUUUUUGCUUACAUUUUUAAAAACUGCAUUUCUUGCGAAUCAUCUUACUGCUGCCUUUUUUUUAAACUGAGUCCCUGGCCUCCUUUAAAGAAAAAGUGUGCUGAAUUAGAAUGCAAGGAAAGCUUUUACAUUUAUAACCAGAUCAGCCAUGUGCCUCUGUACAAAGUCUGAUUUGCAAUAGUUAACUGACAACAGGCUAUUUUUUAAAAAGUUUGUAGUGAGUAAAAAUAAAACCUCACACAAAAUUAAGUCAGGGUAAUCCCACCUGUUUGUAGACAGUUACAAAUAUUUACUGGUUAUUCCUUUAGCAGUAGAAAUUUCCACCUACAACACCUUUUUAAUUUGUUGGAUAUAGUGAUUGGAGAGACCUGUAGAACCCUUUCACACCUCUUACUCAGGGAUGGGCUGGUGUGUAUGUGGAACACUGAUGUAACCGGAAGCAGCACUUUCACUAACUCCGAAGCCUAAUUUCUUUUUAACAGACCUAGCCUCAAAUAUUGUUACCUUACUAAUCAGAUAACGGUGGCACUCUAUUUACAUGGAAUCUUAUAAACAAAGUGCUUUUGAAGGGUUAACAGUCAAGGCUCACAUAUGUUGAUUAGUACAGGUAAUGUGAAUCUAUUGCACAUGGAGAUUUGAAUGUUGAUGAAAGGUUACUCAGUUUUUGAAAGGCUCAGAUACUGUUUAAACUAGCUUUGACUUUCAUACCUUGUAAUAUAAUGGAGGGGAAAAAUAAACCAUUAGAAAAGUUGAAGGUUCCCUUUAGCUGUUUAUUUUAAUUUGGUAUGUCCAGGAGAUUGAUUUAUUCAGGCUGUGGUGAGGUUGAAGUACUGUAUAAAGAGGCUUUUGGACGUGCAGCCAGUUUGUGAAUAGUUUCCAGAUGUGAACGGCUGCUCCUGAGUUUGCUAUAUUUUGGUUGUUAGUAUCUUUUGAAAGUUUUAAGUCUUCCAUUGAGAAUCAAUUAGAGGCGGCAAUUGUCUUUUUUGUUUUCUUUGUGGACUGACUAAGCUGUGGUCAUCUAAUGGCAAUGGCCAGUAGAGGUAGGAAAAUGGGGGAGGGAUAAAAUGUUUUGCACCUUAAUGACGAUGGGAGAGUUUUUUCAGUGCAUAAAUACGUAGUUAAGAGCUUUCAUUGUGAAAGGGGGGGACGUUUCCGUACACGUGUGUAUUCUAUGUAAUUCCAGUGUACAAUAUUGUACUUGCACUAGCUUUUUUUAAACAAUUAUACAAAUGGAAGAAUUCAUAUUCUAUUUUCUAAUCGUGGUGUGUCUAUUUGUAGGAUACACUCGGGUCUGUUGAAUUUUAUGGUCCCUUUCUUUGAUGGUGCUUGCAGGUUUUCUAGUUAGAAGUUAUUUCAUUAUUAUGAUAAUAUUUGAUCCAGACUUUGAACAAAUUUUGUUUUAAAGAAAUUGUCUGUAUACCAGUACAAGUUUAUUGUUUCAGUAUACUCGUACUAAUAAAAUAACAGUGCCAACCACAACUGCUUCCUCUAGUUGCUUGUCUUU